AAAUUACAGGUUGUCAUUCGCUUUCUUAUAAUAAAAAUUCUUUGGCGCGGAGGCACAGUAUAAACUCGACAGUGCUGCGGUCACCGGUCCUCUUUCCAGCUUCUCAAGCGAAAAAUGACGAAGAAGAGAAGAAAUAACGGCCGUGCCAAGAAGGGACGUGGGCACGUCCAGCCCAUCAGAUGCACCAACUGUGCCCGCUGCGUGCCCAAGGACAAGGCCAUCAAAAAGUUUGUCAUCCGGAACAUAGUGGAGGCGGCUGCUGUGAGGGACAUCUCAGAAGCCAGUGUCUUCGACUCCUACGUUCUGCCCAAACUCUACGUGAAGCUGCAUUAUUGUGUGAGCUGCGCCAUCCACAGCAAGGUGGUGAGGAACCGCUCUCGGGAGGCGAGGAAGGACCGCACACCCCCUCCACGCUUCAGGCCCAGUGGUGGUGCCCCUCGCGCUCCCCCCAAACCCAUGUGACCCUGGAUAGCUUCGAAGAUUGUGUAAAUAAUGAUUACGCAACAAUAAACAUGAUUGGAGACAC
Molecule: messenger RNA, 526 nt
Organism: Brienomyrus brachyistius
Lineage: Eukaryota; Metazoa; Chordata; Actinopteri; Osteoglossiformes; Mormyridae
Gene: rps26
Product: ribosomal protein S26
Exons: 4
Coding region: 115-462 (115 amino acids)
Biological process (GO): translation
Cellular component (GO): cytosolic small ribosomal subunit; ribosome
Molecular function (GO): mRNA binding; structural constituent of ribosome
Source: RefSeq, a predicted model, not a curated record